CUAUGAGUAGGGAUGCCGCGCAUCAAGAAACGCGAGCAAGGCGUCCUCACUUACGACGACUCUUUCAGAUGAGCGUAAAAUACCACUGUUUAUAAACUAACAGGAUAAAAUAAGUGAGAAGUAAUUUAACGAUAUCACCGAUGGCUAUAAAAGAAAUACAUGCAUGUGCGUUGCGGAGUAACAGUGGAGUGUAUUAAUUUUAGUACUACAAGUAUAGUGAUAAAAGUAAAUAGUGAUUAAGAAGUGGUGUGUCGUAAUGAUUACUGCACACUUCGUUGCUGCUUUCUGUUACGUUUGUGUAUUUCUAUUCUACGACUACACGGAUUAAUAGUUGGAGAUUCUUCAUCGCUACUUUAAUUUCAUGGCAAUGGUUUGCUGAUAAUUUCGGUUGCGAUCCUCGAUAAAGGAUUAAUCUGAAAACCCAAAACUGGCGAUGACUGUGACUUCCGAUGCUCGCGGUAGUUUUUCUUCAACUAAAUUUAACCGCAAACAGUUAUCCCGUGAGGUGAUGCCAUCAAACUUUCUCAGUGCGGGUGAAAUAAUACGCAAAGUACAACACAUAAUAGAGUGAAAAACUGCUAUCGUGCGUCGAUUACAACCGUUUGGAUUACUUUUAAAACUUUGCUAACAAGCCCCAUGGACCAACGCUUCGGGAAUGGUGUUUUUAUGUAAAGGUACAUAAAAAUGAUUCUAAUAAGUGUUAUUUGAUUAGUACGCGUUGGUGUUUUGGCUCCCCCUUCCCUCUUUCCCUUUCCUCCCCCGCCCCUUCAUCCUCAUUCCGACACCCCCUAAAUCCCCCAAACCCGCCGCACACCUCUUCGGAGGCUCGUGGUCGCCGUUUAUAUCCCGUUUAUUUUCCUAAAUCCAACGAUAGUAAACGAAGAGGUCAGGGAAGUUUGCGGUAUUCGCGAGGUGAUCGUGGAUCGUGGGGGUGGAAUAGUGGUGUGAGGUGAAGGAAUUAUUUCGAUGGUUGGAUAAGAACGUUCGUUUUAACGGACGUCCUAAUGUUCCUAUUUAAUGUGAAGUCGACAGACCGCCUAGCGUAGUACAGCACGUCAGUGGCGAUCAAAGCGCAAAGCGGCAGAAAAAUGGCGUCGGAUAACGAAGCCUCCUGCGUGAGUGACCCAAAUUUCGCGGUAAUUUGCUCGUUCCUUGAGUGUUUCGGUAAAUCAUGCGGCGUCGAGUAUCCGGAUAUCGCGUUACUUCAAGAGAUGGUUGAAAACGCGCAAGAAGUGCCGCAGCAGCUGAUAGAUCUUCACGUCAAGCUAUUAAGGAAAACUCGUAAGACUGUAUCUGUGGAAAAAUGGGAACGGGCUUUAGUGAAAUUCUGCCACACAUAUUCUAACCAGGAUGGAUGGGAACUAGAGCGUUUUGGUUACAAGAAAGCUCGAAUUGCAGUCAAAUUACGCCUCUUGAAGGUUCUUCUGGAAGCGCAGUUUGAUCUGAACCAGAGGUUCAAAAAUGAAGUUAACAAGCUUGCUGCUAGUGAGUUACGAGUAGAACCACUGGGACGAGAUAAAUGUGGAUUAGCUUACUGGUGCCAGCUGGAUGAAGAUUGUAACAUAAGAGUUUAUCGUGAAGAUUUGGACGAAGAGAGCUGGCAGCUCGUUGCCAAGGACCGUGAGGGCGUAGUGAAUUUAAUAAGUACUUUGUCAAACGGAGAAGCGGGUGAUAUACCGCUCAACGAAGACAGCAAUAGUCUUGAAAUAUCCGAAAAGCCAAUAAUUGAUACUGGUCAAGUGACGAGCUCGCCAAGUCUUGAGGAUGAAAAUAGAGAGAAUACUACAAAUGGGGUGGACAUAGCUUCAGUGAAAGCAAAGGAAAAACACGAUGAAGAUAGUCAGGGUGAAGAGGUUGGCGAUGAGGAUGACGAUGAGGAUGAAGAAGAGGGAGAGGAAGAUGAGCAGGGAGAAGAGGAAGAAGAAGAAGAGGAGGCAGAGGUAGAUGAAGAUGAUGAAGAUGAUGAUGAUGAUGAAGCAGAAGACGAAGAAGGAGACGUUAGCAACGAAGAAAGUUCACAAGAAAUUUCAGAAGAGGACUCUCAAGAUGCGGAAGUUACUCCACCGGUACCUGUGACGAAAAAGAACGUGCAAUUACAAGAUCUUACAAAGCAGCCACAAGAACAAGUCAUAGCUACAACACCGACAUUACAAGCUUCCGAUUCAUUCGAACCUAAAAUACCGAAAAAUGCUGCGACAUCCGAAGCUAAUCAUUCCAACGAACUUCGAGAAAAGAUUCCAUCCAAAUCAGUGGUACCGGAAUCAGCAGUGAAAAGUUUAGAAAUGAAGCCUAUUGAAACAACCGUGAUAAAAACGUCUCCAAUCAAAGUCGUUAGUAUUGCAGAUUUGACAAAACCAGUCGAGGAGAAAAAACUGGAUGUUAAAGUUCCGUUUGGAAUAACAGUGAUACCUGUGACAAAACCAAUUCCACGUGAAGAUUUCAACGAAGCGAAUAAACCUCGUGAAAAUUUGCCCAGCAAAAGUAACAUCUUCUUUCCAUCAGGAGAACAAAAACAAACCCAGAAUAAAGUUUCGUUGACACCGAUCGACAAGCUAGCUGCGAACCGAAUCAAGUUACAUUCAGAAAAACCUAGUGGGACAAAAUCCCUGGAGAGAAUAGCCGAAAAUCUAGCCAGGUCUAGCGGCAUUCAUGGAAUUGUUACUAGCCCUGAAGAAGACCGGCAAAUAAAAGAUUAUUUUCCUAGAGCCCAGAAUGAAAAAUCUGCUGUGUCUAGAAGCCAGAGAGGAAUGGACUUAUCCACGUCACCUAGGGGCUGGGAGAGCUUGGGAGAUCGUCAGAGACCUGUAGAUUUUUCUGGGAUCGAUUUAUCCAGUCGCAAAACUGGUAAACUUACAGAUAUACCAUCGCCUGGAUACAGGCCUCAAGAUUUUCAACACAGAGAGAUGGAUCUGAGCACACGGAAAUCCAGUCGGCCAGAUGUAUCUGGUAUACCCUUUGAUGCCCGAACUACAUCUCGUAGUCAUGGAAUGCCAGCUGAUUUAAGCAAGCGACAAACUUUACCGCAGUUACCAUUUACCAAUUACGAUCUACCACCAGCAUAUCGUGGCAGGUUAUCGAGUGCAGAUGAGCACCGGAUGUCUAAUUACAGCCUGCUUUCAGAUCCAAGUAAAUUGAAUAUGACUCGGAUGGGUGCUGGUGGCACGAAACGACCAUUAGAAGAUGAAGAUGUGCCACAAGAUAUAAUAAAGCGAAUUCAUGCCGACGUAAUACCGAUCAGAGGAACCAUUGACAAAAGGUCAAUGCUUGGAAAUAAUUGGAAAGAUGAAGUUGGUGAGGCGAUCGAAGAACCAAUUAUGAUGGUACAGGGUGAAGGUUCAGGAAGCGACUGUGACGCGGUUAAUCCUGAAAUUGGAGAAACCAUUGAGGAACCUGUAUUAUAUUUUUAUGGUGAAGGACAGGGCUGUGAAUGUGAAACAGGAAAUCCAGGGGAUGAAACACCAAAGGAAGAAAAAGAUGGCAAGAGCUGCGACAAUAAACCCACCAGUUCGUCAAGCCUUGAUCAACCAGAUAGCCAAACUUUGAGGGAAGGCAAUGCAAUGAAUAAAGCUUUACUGGAAUCUGAAGCAGAAAAUCUGUCAAGCUCGCAGGCAAUUCAGGAUUAUUCCGAACCUGCCACUAGUACAACUGAAGUUACCCAAACUUCCGAAACAGGUAAAGGUUCUUUGGAGUCUGAUAAAACUAAAUUUAAGCCGACGCUCGGAGUUCAAGUGUUCACCAAGUCUACCGGUAGUCCGGUGAAGAGGUUAUCUAGAUGGGAUGUGGGAAGACCAGCAGAAGUAUCUCAUGUGGAACAAGAUAGCCACAGUCUCCAAACUACGGUAGAUUUUUCGAAAAAACAACUUUUCAAUGAUUCUUUGCAUGAUUGUAAAGGAAGCAAGAAUGUCGAGCAGCCCCUAGCACAGGAGAGUACAAAAGAAUCCAUUGUAGCGUCGGAAUGUCUGCUAACUAACUCAGAUCAUGAGGUUGGAGAUUCAGAGUCAAGCAAACAAACAGAGAGCUGUGAUAUGACUUCAUCUCGUACCUUUGAAUUAGACAAACCCCAAGAAUUGCCACCAGAAUCUACUUCCUUAACGGUUGAGGAGCCAUGCGGGCGUGACUCGUCAACGUCGAUAGGUGCAGCACUCAUCAAAGCCAUCCUUCCUGGUUUGCUUGCUGUGCCGAGUGCAGAUACUUCGACUGAGAGAGACAGUGCGGAUGAUACUUCAACAGUUCGGUCCACCGAUCAAAAAUCUUCCGAUAAUUCAGAACUUCCAGAUAAAGAGGAUGCUAGUGCUUCGCAUGAGUCUCCACCAAGAUUCUUUUUUGGUCCCAAUUGCGUCUCGUAUAAUUUGAAAAAAGAGGAAGCUAAAGAUGAUGUAGGUGGUCCUGCAGAAAAUACCACUGAUUCCAAAAUAACUGAUUCAAAAUCUGAAGCCCUACAAAUGAGUCCUGUAGCUGAUGACUCUCUUACAAUGGAUACGCAGCAGACAGAAAACGAGAACAUUGCGAAGUUGGCAGAUGACCUGGCCAAAACGGUUAAUAUAAAAAAACCAGUUGAUCCUGAUAAAGAUAAUUCUACAGUGCUGCCACCCAAUGAGCAGCAAAUUCCUGAUAGACCGAUUGUUUCUGAAGAAGUAAUUAGCGAGUGUGCUUCUAAAUCUAUAGACUCUAUACCAGUUUGUGGAACGUCUGAAGAUCUAGCUGUUCCUGUGACUAAAAAUGAAUGUCAGGAAAACCCUGUAGAUACAAUCUCUGGAGGUGAUGAAAAUCUUGAGGAAUCGCUUGAUGUUACCGACGCUGAAGUUGUAUCAACCACAAAAACCAUAGAUUCGACACCAGUAACUGAGAAGUUUGAAAAACUAGCAGUUUCUGAAAUUGAAACGAAUGUACCUGAAAGUGAAAUUUUAGGGAGAUCAGUUGAAUUAGAACAUGAUAGUGUUUCUGUACUCGAUAGCGGGCCAGACCAGGAGUCAAGUGAAUGCAUAGCUACCUCAGAAAGUGAAGUAAAGUCCACUGAUGUACCAAAAUUAUCUGAAGCAGAAAGUGUUUCUAAGGAAAUUGAUUCCAAUUCUACUCAAGCUGAAGAUCACAAGACUUCCACUGGUUCUGUAGAAGUCCACCAGAAGCCUGAGGUUCUUGGAACAAGUACCGGUAUCAUUCAGAGUUCUUCAAGUGAACAUGAAAUUCUUGAGGAGUCCUCCGAUUCUUUAAUCGAUGCUCAAGAAUCCAAUGAUGUAGCUGACGCUUUACUUGAGGAUGCAAGAGUUUCUGAUUCUCCGAUCGAAACUGAAUCAGUUGAACAAGCAGCUGCGCAGUUAGAAAUUGAAGAUGCAGAUCAUCAGAAAAAAGAAGAGGAGCACCAAUUAGAUACUGAAGCAGACAGCCUAACUUUAAAAAAAAGUGAAAGUCCUGCUUCUCCAGGAACUGAAGCGGAAAAUCGUACAUGCUCGGACACAGAAAUAUUUGCCGGUGUCAUUGACGCACCAACAAAAGCGGACCAACCGGAUAAACUGGAAGUAGAAGAAUCUAACGCAGAAAAAUUGUUGGAACCUACAAGUGAAGCAGAGUUUUCUGAUAUUCCUGAAUCCCAGGAACUUAAUACAUCCAUCAACGAAGAUGAAUUGUUGAAAUCUAGUUCCGAUUCAGAGUACGACCAGAACAAGAAAAUUCAUGUGGAAGACGAAGAAGUACCAAGUGGCAGUUUAGAGGCAGUCAAACCACUCGUUGAUACAGAUAAAGAAAUACAUCCUAAAGAAAUUAUCGCAGACCGAGAGGGUGAGGACUCACCACAAGAAGAGGAAAUACGAACUGAUGAUAAAACGUCCAAUUUCAAGGGAGAAAUACUUUUUCAAGAAAGUAAGGAGCAGGCUGAAGAAAGUUCUCCAGAACAACCUAUUUCUUCUCUGAAUCUAGCUGCUUCCUCUUCAGCAAAUAACAUAUCAGAAUCAGAAAAUGUUUCCUCAUUUACAAAAACUGCAGAACCUAUUUCUGGUGUCUCGGAGGAAAGCAGAGGAGAACUAUACUCGCUUUUGGAUAAUAGUGUAGGACAUGAGCAAUCACAAGAUGCUGAAUAUGAUGUAGUAAAACAGUCAAAGGAAGAAAUUAGACUAACAGAAGACACUGCAGUCAACGAAAUUUCAAAUUUCGAUCCCAAUAUCAACACCCCCACUGGCACAAUUUUUUCAGAAGGCAAAGAUUUAAAGCCUUCAACAGAGUAUUCCUACAAAACAUCUGCAGUAAAAGAGAGCGAAGACCCUGUAUCGAAAAAAGAAGAGUUUCAUUUCAGCCAAAUAACACCAGCAGCUAUUGUCGAUACAAAUAUAUCAAAGUCCCCAGAAAGAAUCACGAUUCAAAGCAGAAGUGAAUCUAAACCAUCUAACCUGACAGAUAUUGUUGAUGACUAUUGCAAUCCAGCCUCAGAAAAUCCAAGUUCCUCCGCAGAUCAAGAUUCUAAUGAAGCUAUGGUGAUUGACGAUAGGAUGUAUGAUUCCAACGAAUCGUCUAAAGAUGCAACUAACGAAGAAUCGACUCCAAACGAGCAUGUAACAAUGGAUGGAGAGAGACAAGUCGUUGAUUCUGUGGCUACUUCCCCUACCAGAAGUAUCAUUGUAGAUUCGAAGCUACCAGCAGUUACUGAGAGUUCUGAAAAAAGUGAUGCCGACCAAAAGUCUCAUGGAAAAAUCGGUAAAUCUUCUUUCAAUAUACAGGAUAUAUGUGACAAUCUUGAACAGGAGCCUGCCACAUCUUUGGCAGUUGAUAUUACAGAUACAGAUUCAUUUAAGGCUGAAAAAAAUGAAGAUAAAUGUCAGGAUAUAACUCGCGCCAAAAUAGAUUCAGUGGAGCUUGAUAACGAGGAUAAAUCAGCAUUGAUAAAAGAUGAUUCACCCAAAGCACUAGAGUCUGAAAUCGAGCCUGUCGAUACAUCUACAGUAGAAUCCAAAGAUGUUGAAACCGAGGAUACCGUUGAAAAUUUGACGCAGGAUACAAGUGCUGAAGAUAAUAAAUCACUGGUGGCUAAUUAUGAUAGCAGCGAUUGUGAAAGCGAUGAUGUUUUUGAAAAUGACAUUAUUGAUGUUAAAUCUAAUUCACAAGAGUCGAAUGACGAGGGUAUUAGCACAUUAUUAUUGGAAAAAGAAGAACAAGAUCCUUUUCUGGAAGUGGACAAAAGUGGGGUCAAAGUGGAAGCAAAUACUGAAAUUUCAGCAGGAUUGAACGCCGGUUUUCUGAAUUACAAUCUUGAAAAGAUGUCGGAAUUAAAAAUGCAAGUUAGCGAUACAAAAAUAAGAGAAGAAAUAGUUGGAGGUGAUUCGUCAAGGUUAAACAUGUCUAAUGAAAACGUCGACUCCACAGCUUCUGAUGUACGAAACGAAACAAUAGAGAACAUUGCGAAAUUAGCUGCAUCUGGAUCUGAGGAAACCAACAAACCAAAGAACUCGACUUUGCAGAUAAUUGAAGACAUGGAAGAAGCCAAAGAAAACAUCGCAAUCGCAGGUGAAUCAUUUGAUGUAAAACCGACUGCUACAGAUGCGGAAUUAACAUCUAAGAUCGACGCAACAGACGAGUAUAAGAGAACAGAUUCAGAAAUCGGAUCUUUGGAAAAUGUUCACGAGACAUAUAGGAAACAGACUGAAGAAGACCAUGCUUUACAUUCAAAAAUGGAAGAAACACGUAAUGAAAAGUAUAUACAAGAAGAUCCUGUUGAACUUACACUAAAAGAUGCAAAGGAAACAAGUCGAAUAGAACAUAACGAAAGUUUUAGUACCAGUACAAUAUCAAAUCUACACGAAAGGGAAGACUGUCUUGAAAAUCAGCUAUCAGAGAAAGAAUUGAAUGCAGUAGUGAAUGCACAUGAGACGGGCAUCGUACCAUUGCCGUUAACAAUUGCUGCGAAACAUUCUUUAGAACCAGAUAUGAAAAAUGCUAAGAACAUCAGCAAAACUAAAGAUGAGCUUUUUGAGGAAGAACUUCCGAUUGUUCACCAUCCAAAAAGAUUCAAAGAAGACUCUGGUGUCUCUUUAUUAGCAGAUGACAAGAUAGAUUUAAAAUCAAUACCUCGGUUUGGAAAAGAUUUGGAUGUAAAAGACGCCGGUGACAUCACUGCUAGAACGGAUCUGAUGAAUCAUAGCAUCGAUUACGCUCUACCUGUGAGUUUAACAGAUUCUAAGGAAUCUGAUGUCCUAAAAAACUGUUCUCGAAGUGCAAAUCUAACUACAGUUCUGGAUAAGACCGGCGAUACUGUUCAAGACAAUUUAAAGAUCAGUGAAAGUUCCCCUCUUGGCGAAGAGAAGGUUCUCUUACCAAAAGAUGAAACAUUGCAUACAGUCCCAUUGUUUGCAGCGGAUAAAAUUGAAACAGGUAAAGCCGAAUCCUAUGUUACUAAUGUUCUAUCUACUACAGAUACCACGGUAACCGAUAAUACCUCGGAAGUCGUAAUGGAUGAGUCUGAAAUACUUGUGAAUAAAAAAUUAGAAGCUAUUUCAGCUCCCGAUAAGGACAUCUUGUUAUUAGAGCCCAAACCAUUCAGUCACGAGCUGAUCACGAAUCUGAAUGCUACUGUAAAAGAAUCUGUCGACGAUGUGCAAAAAUUAAUCGCCGUUCCACAGAAUAGUUUAACAGAAAUUAUCACCACCCGUUUGGAAGAAAUUAAGAAACCGGAAGUGGAUAUUUUGAACAGCGAAUGCGGGGAGAAAAUGCAAGUAGUAGAUACCCUGUUGACGAAAAAAAGUGAUGAUACCAAAGGCGAAGAUAUUUCGAUGAUUCAAAGCAUCGAUCUCAAAGUCGACGAAAUAGAAUCUGAUGAUUCAAUGGGGGCUGAUAACGAUGACGUAUUUGGUAAUCCUACUGAAUUGGAUCCUUUGGCAGACAUUGAAGGAGAAUUGCCCGCGAAAACUGUAGUAGCGGGUGAUUCCGUUGCUGCAUUAGGUAUUCGAGUUAAGCCGGUCUCUGAGUUGGUCUACGAAGGAUGGAAAUUGGACGGGACAGAAACGCCAAAGGUCUCUCGGAAAAGACGCAACAGUAACCACGAAUCAAACUCUGAGGACGUGGUAAUGAAAGAUGAUGAUGACGAGAGCGAAGGGACUGGCGGUAAAAGAAUGAGAUUGCGAGGAAAACGUAUUCCAGAUAUGAACUUGCGUAGAACAGUUGAAGAAAAACGGCACGAAGCUGCAAGUUCUGAUGAGGAGACUGUUAAAAAACCUACCGAUGUCGUCGUAGAGGAAUCCAAGGAAAGUGACAAUCUGGUAGUGCUAGGCAAUGUUGUAAAUGAUAAAAAAACCCGUGGCAGACCGAAAGGAAAAAGGAAGGUUAGAAGGACGAUUCGGCUUCCUGGGCAAGGGGCAGUUCCUGCGGCAGACCCCAACCAGUCGUUAGCUCUGGAUUCAUCGUUAGCCACUGACCCAUCUGCAGGAGUUCUGACUAGUCCAGCGGUCAGUGGUGACACGCCACAGAAGAAAAGAAAAAAGAGGAAUAUGGUUCUGGGCUUGGAAAUUGGAAGAGACAUCGUCGAUACCUCGCAGUCUGGAAUUUUGCUGAAUGAAACUCCUGUCCGGCAAUCCAGGCGGAUUGCACAAAUCAAGAUUAAGGAAGAAGCUGAUAGAAGACGGAUGGAAGAAGAAACCUUGUGCGAACUCAAAGAGAAGAAGGAUCGUGAUGUUCCAAUCGACAAAAGGAAAAGGAAGAAGCAGAAGGCUGAAAGUGAGGAAGAGAUAUCAAGCAAAGAAGUUGAAAAGGAAUCUAAGUCUAAGAAAAAGCGUAAGAAGAAAAAAAAGAAAAAGAAAGCUUCCUCGUCUAAAUUUGAUGAGAUGAAUCCUUGGCGUAGUUCGUCUGGUUCCAACAGCGAUGACGAUGACGAUCACGAGGAAGAUGACGACGAAGAGGAAGAAAUGGAAAGCGAAGGGUCUGUGCUUUUCAAAAGUGAUCAUGAAUUUUCACCGGAAAGUGAUCUCGAGAAAGACGAGGAGUCGGAACCUUUGAGGAGAGCAAGAACGGCGCAGAAAGCGCAAAGUGAUGUUGAGGAAGCUGAUGACGAGUACGCAUGCCAGAAAUGUGGUAAAGCUGAUCAUCCCGAGUGGAUUCUACUUUGCGAUACAUGUGAUAAAGGUUGGCACUGUUCUUGUCUAAGACCUGCUCUCAUGCUCAUACCGGAAGGUGAUUGGUUUUGCCCACCAUGUCAGCAUAAUCUGUUGGUGGCGAAACUACAAGAAAAUUUGAAGAAAUAUGAUCAGUACACAAAGAGGCAUGAAAACGAGAUACUGCGGAAGAAAAGGCUAGCAUUUGUGGGCAUAAGUUUGGACAACGUUCUACACAAAAAUGAGUCCCACAGAUCCUCGAGAGCAUCUAGCCAAGAUUCUGAUGACUCCUCGUCUUCAGCGUCAUCCUCAAGUUCUGGUAGCUCUAGUAGCGAAGAAAGCGAACCAGUCUACCAACUUCGAGAAAGGCGAUGUGCAAAUACUUACAAGUUUAACGAAUAUGACGAUAUGAUUAAUGCUGCGAUACAAGACGAGGUUGAUGCCGUCCGUGGUGCUGGAAAUCAAGGCAGGGGGAAGGACAUCGCGACCAUUGUGAAUGCUGAGAAAGAGGAGGCACAAGCAGAGGCUCUGAAGAAGACUCAAGAAAUGGAAGAAGACGAAGAUGAGGAUGGAAAGUUUGAGAAAGACAGUGACGAGGAUUACAAGGCUGAAAAAGAUGAGGAAUUUGAGGAGGAAGAAGAUGACGAUGAUUCACCUAAAAUAUCUAUGAAGAAAAAUCUUUCUCGGAAAAAACACCGUAAGCUCAACAGCUUAGACAUUAGUAGCGAGGACGAUCCUGAGAGUGACGAAGACUUCAAGGGAUCCAGUUCUGAGGAAGAGGAAGAUUUAGAUGAUCCGGGAUCUUCUUCUGACGACAGCACUUUUGCUAGUUCAAGGAGACAAAAAGGUCGAAGAGGAGGAGCUCCGGUUAGGAGAUCAACAAGAGCAAGAAUGACACGAUAUGACGAAGAUUUCAUAAAUGAUGACAGCGACGAUAGCGAUCGUCCUAAAAGAAAGAAGUCUAAAUCAGUCUGGGAUGAAUCGGAGAGCGAAGAGAGCGAUAAUUCUUGGAGGCAAAGGAAGAAGAGAAGUAAAACGGUGCCUACUCCUAAAUCAAGAGCAGCGAAUAAAUCAAGACCCAAAAAGAAAAAGAAAAAGAAGCGUGUUAUAGAAUCCGAUAAUCAAAGUGAGAAUGAAGAAGAACAAAUGGAAUCCACUCUAGAGAGAAACGAGCUCGAAGAAUCGACGUUAGCUCAGGGAGCGUCAGCGGUGGAACCAUCCGAAGGGACAGAUGACGCGAAAUUUACAAUUCAGACUGGAAAUGCCCUUGAAACAGUACAGACGACACAAGAGGAUGAAGAGAAAUUCAAAAUUGAAAAUCCUAUCCUUGCAGUAGCCGAGAAUGAACAAUUAAUCAAAAAGAAAAAGGAAAGUACACCAAAAAGAAAGAAGACCCCACCUAUCAGGCGAAAGAUCGUUUACGGUGGACUUCAAGACAGUUAUUCACAACAGGAAGAAGAAAUACCAGGCCGUCGCACGAGGGGAAAGAAAAUCAAUUAUCAAGAAGUUCUAGCUUCGGACAGCGAAGAGGAGUUGAAAAAAGCUCUGAAAAAAACCGAGGAGAGCGAAGAUGAGUUCGUAGUUCACGAGGUGGAGGAUUUGAAUGAAGAAGUGGAGAAGGAUUCCGACUCUGGUGAUAUAUACUCUCCUAAAAAAGAUACUCCAAAAGGAAAAUCAAUGAAGGGUAAAAAACCGAGACAAAGUAAAAGCCCUGCUUCGAACUCAAAGUUAAGUGGGGAUAACGAAACCCCAAAAGUGCGAAAAAAACCUGGCCCAAAACCUGGCAGCAAAAAUAAACCGAGGCCACAGAAAUUCACUCCACCCUUCAACCAGUCCAAUCCCAGAAGCGGAGGGGAGGAGGGGGACGUGACCGAGGAAGGCUCCCUGGUUGGCAUCGGUGCAGAAGAAUUUGCUGAGCUCGACGAAGAGCAGCUCGAUCAAAUGAUGAUGGAGGAUGAAGAAUACGGCAAACGGCAGCUGGAGUUGGCGGCAAUCGAGAUUGCUAAAAAAAAGAAAGAGGAAAGGGAGGCUAAAAAAUUGGAGAAGGCUCGUCUGAAGGCUCUGGAGAUUUUGGCUGCUGAGCGCCAGAGGGAUCCUAACGCCCCCGAAGGUACCGACGGGGAAGUACCUAAAAAAAAGAAACGUGGUCGGCGGAGUAAAGCUGAAAUACUAGCUGAGCAAAUGAGGAGAGACGGAGCACCAAAUUUAUCCAUCGACUCAUCUCCCAACGUAACAGCUAUACUAUCUCCGAGUAUGAAUCAAACACAAACUCCUACCAUAGCUCCCGUCUUGUAUCCCACCGUGACCACUCCCAAUUUGCCAGCUAAUUUGAAUCCGAAUUUGAAUUCUUUUUUGAGCCCGAACGCCGGUCUUAAUUUAGCGCCGAAUCUAACCCCCACGAUGGUUCCCAAUCUGACGCCAAUCACGACCCCCGAGACACAAAAAAUUCCUGAAAGUCUCGUUCCAGUCGUCGCCGGACCAGAUGUGCAUCCUUUCGGUCCUGAGGGGAUGCUUGUCAAACCGAAGAGGCGGGGACGCGGUAAGGGUAAGAAAACUCUAGCUCUAGAGGCUGCAAGGGCAGCGGAGGCUGCUGCUAAAGGCCUAGACCAUGUCGCAGGAUUUGGAACAGAUUCAAAUCCGGAAAUGAAGUCUGACGAUCCGAACGUUCUACCCACACCUGGCAGCAGCACAUCCGGCUCAGCGCCAUCAACACCGCCCGCUAGCAUUGUCGGUGUGCAAGUAACGCCCUCGACGCAAAGUCAACCGCCGAACGUGCAGCCGGGACAAAGCUAUCCGCCAAUGUCGCCGGCCCAACAGCAACCCCAAUCUUCCGUCAUUACUCGGAUGCUGCAGGCCCAGCCGGUCUCGGGUGGUCCGCAGUCGUUCGCGGCGGCCGCGGCGGCGAUGGGCCACAAGUAUUUCGGCGCGCCCAACGCGGGGGGCAACAUCAUGGGGGUUCCGAGGCCCGGCUUCGACCUGCAGCCCCGCGGGAGGAUUCCGUCGCCGUACAGGCAGCCGGGACAGCCCGCGAUGGCGCCUCACUUCGCCGCCGUGCGAUCCGGCACGCCACCGAUGAGGAUGCGAGUCCCCGGAUCCCAAAUGUACCACACGGCUCACCAUCCCAUGGACCCCUCACCCUCUGGAGGCGGUCCGAUCUCCAUAAGCAGCGCGAGGGAUCGCAGCUCGCCGCUCGGGCCCGGUCCGGGCCCCGCCAUGAUACCUCCUUCCGCCGGAAGCCCCUUGACCAAAGGCGGGCCCACACCCCCGCCUCCCCCGUACGCGAGGGGCGUACCUCCCAUGGGACGUUUCCCGGACAGUUCGCCGAUGGUCGGACCCAGGCACCAGAUACCGCCGUUCGCGAAUGCCUCCGGAACGAAUCAUAGCAUGCAGCAACCCUCGCCACCGCCCAAUAGAGCUCCAGGUAACUUUUCACCUUAUCAUCCCCCGCCCCCCCCGAAUUAUCAUUACGGUGCUUACCCUCCCCCUCCCCCCAUGACGACUGCCGACGACGCAGCUGCUUAUCAGGGUUCUCCGUAUCCCACGGAACAUUUUUCCACCCCCGCCGAAAAUCCGGCCCCCAUACAGCCCGCGCCUCCCCCUCAGCCCCAGGCACCGCCGCAUCCUCACCCCCAUCCUCACCCCCACCCCCACCCGCACCCCCACCCCCAUCCUCACCCACAUCCAGGUGAACCCGGUGCCGGAGGGAACAAACAGUUCGACGAAGAAGGGACCGGGGAGUUUGGUGGCCUGGUGUCCUACUUCAGUAGCCAGAGAGAAGACGACCUUGACUCGUAGCACGAGUAAAUCCUUGGCGAACCCUGAGCAGAGGUAUUGACUAGUGAGAGUUUUAGAUUCUCUACCCUGAAAUAAAAGAGAAAACGACUCCCGCAAAGAGUAUAAAAAAAAUAAAUUAUCAUUUGUUGGCGUGGCGAUGAAAGGUUGACUUUAGAUGAUUUUGUAAAAAUAACAGUUUACGGUGGAUGUUAUUGCGAUACCGCAUUCCCAGACAAAUGGUAUUUCAGAGUAGCUUGAAUAUUGAUGUGAACCGGACGGAGAAAGAAAGGCAGUAGGAGAGGGUGGCCAAGGAGACAUUAUACUCGAAAUGGUGCUGGUAAAAAAAUGGAGAAAAUUUAAUCGGGCUUAGACUCGUGGUGAAUAAAAUUGAACUUGAAACGGGAUGCAGUGCAGAUUUAAAUCGACGCCCCGAUCUAGCAGCUCAUUUACCGGGAAGCAGAUCUGACGUGAGUUUUUAAUAAUUAUCAACUGUUGACAGAGUCAAGAAUUUACAUAUGUAGUAGUUUACUUCCCGUCACCCGUCUUGUCCUAGAGGAGAAUAAUAUCUUUUACACCUAAUUAAUGAAAUGAAAGAAACAAAACACAAAGUUUAUUCAAGUAAUAAGAGUGAAAAUGAACUUUAUUGUCUCGAUGAGACGAAUUAUUGACAAAUAUGACUGGCUGUAGACGCCAGUUAUUUAUCCGGUAUGUAUAUAUGUAAAUACGGCGAGUCUUUAGAUUAUAUUAUAUAUGUACUAUACAUUAAAUAGUCAGGCAGAAUAAAAACCUACCAUAAAAGUAAACGAGUGCAAAGGGCACAAAUGUAAUAUUUAAACGAAGAGAAAUUUUUUUUUUUUUUUUGAGAAGAAAAAGAAACGAUAUCUGAUUAUAUUGAAUUAACAAAUGGUGUGAAGACUACUACUUUAAUUAUUUAUAAACGAAAGAUAAAUAAUAAUAAUAUUAUUACUACUACUACUACUAAUACUAAUAAUAAUAAUAAUAAUAAUAAUAAUAAUAAUAUUGAUAUAAAAUUGAAAACAAAAAAAAAUAAGAAUAUAUGAUAGGCAGUAUAUUGCAUUUUACAAAUUUUACUUUAUAACUAUAUAUGAGAGGAUAACCAAACGAAGAAAAGAGGGGGAAAAAAAGAAAAGAAAAAAAUUAACAAAACAUAUUAACUAUAAUAAUUAUACAUAAUACAUAACAUAUUAUGUGUCACUAGUGACAUUGCGCAGCAGAAAUCAUAUAUCUGUUUAGUUAUCACAAGUACACACAUACCUAGUAAUAAUAGAAGUUACAUGAAUAAAUGAAAGAUAUUACAUUAUUAUAGAGUUAGCUGCUUGGGAUAGUUUUUCUUUACUGAUGAACGUUAAACGAUCAUAUUUGGGCGGUCUCAUACGAUAAUAAUCAUUGGCCGAACGUCGUUAAUUUUAUUAUUUUUACACACAUCGGACGUACCUUCAUCAUCGUAGUUUAACGUACAAUCUGUUUUUUCUUCUUGCGAUUUAAUCUUCGAUUCGUUAAGAAGCUGUUGAUCGACGAAUUACAUUUCAAGAAUACUGUGGAUUCUUUAUGUUUCUCUUAUUUUCAUUCGAUUAUUUUACAUAAUUAGGUCAACAUUUCGAUAGAAUUGCGUAACAAAUUGAAUUGUAGACCAAGCAGCAUCCCGUUAAUCAACUACGAUUUGAGCAUAGACUCGGGUUCAUUGAUCGGAUGCUUCAACAAUAAUAAUUGCCAUUCAAUGUUACACUCUUCUCUUUAAUGCAUUUAAGAAAAAAGAAAAAAAAAGAAAAUAAUGUCUUCUUGAUUUGUAAUUCACAUUAAUAGUUGAAAUUUUCUGAGAUGAUUUUGUUUUGGUAUGGGUCUAAACCAAACAUCAUUAUACUACAUGUGUAGACUAAAUACAAAAGAAUUUUGUAAUAAAACUCAAUAUAUUGAAAUAAAGUAUAUUAUGUUCA
Molecule: messenger RNA, 15796 nt
Organism: Athalia rosae (coleseed sawfly)
Lineage: Eukaryota; Metazoa; Arthropoda; Insecta; Hymenoptera; Athaliidae
Product: titin
Exons: 16
Coding region: 1089-13862 (4257 amino acids)
Biological process (GO): regulation of DNA-templated transcription
Cellular component (GO): RSF complex
Source: RefSeq, a predicted model, not a curated record